Molecule: messenger RNA, 1268 nt
Organism: Chara braunii
Lineage: Eukaryota; Viridiplantae; Streptophyta; Charophyceae; Charales; Characeae
Source: the annotation of a GenBank genome assembly
GGGCAUUUUGAGUGGGUGGUCAUGCCUUUUGGCCUCACCAAUGCCCCGACGACCUUUCAAGCGGCAAUGACCAACGAGUUUCGUGCAAUGUUGGACCGGUUUGUGCUGGUCUACUUAGACGACGUUCUCGUUUAUAGCUGGACAUUGGAGGAUCAUCUUGAGCACCUUCGACGAGUGUUGGAGAUGCUCCGCCGCGCCAAGUACGAAGCCAACCGCGACAAGUGCGAAUUUGUUCGGCAAGAGUUGGAAUACUUGGGCCAUUUUGUCACACCGAAGGGCAUCAGUCCGUUGUCGGACAAGAUUCAAGCCAUCCAAGAGUGGUGGGAGCCACGGAACGUCACAGAUGUCCGUUCGUUCCUUGGCCUUGCCGGCUACUACCAACGUUUUAUCAAGGGAUACUCGAAGAUCGCGGUCCACUUGACCAAGCUUCAAUGCGAGGAUCGGCCGUUCGACUUCGGGGGGGAUGCACGGGAAUCACUCUUGGCUCUCAAAGCCGCAUUAUUGUCCGCGGAGGUCUUGCGAAUCUACGACCCGUUAUUGCCAACGCACAUCACUACGGAUGCGUCCGGCUAUGGCAUUGUUGCCGUCUUCGAACAACACGAUGGAGUGGACUGGCACCCGGUCAAGUACUUCAACAAGAAAGUGUCCGUCGUGCACUCCAUUGAUGAUGCACACAAGAAGGAGCUCCUAGCCUUCGUCCACGCGCUCAAGCGGUGGCAGCACUUCCUCCUUGGUCGAAGUCAAUUCCGAUCGGUAACGGACAACAAUCCGUUGGUCUUCUACAAGACCCAAGACACCGUCACUAGCAUGAUCGCCCGUUGGAUGACUUUCAUCGACCAAUUUUACUUCUGUCCUGAUCACAUUUCGGGAAAGUCUAACCGUUUCGCGGAUGCUCUUUCACGGCGUCCGGAUCAUUGUACCGCAGUUUAUUCGACCUUCGAGAUGGAUGACGACCUGCAGGACAACUUCAUCCGCGGCUACCAAGCCGACCCCGAGUUUCACGACAAGUGCCAAUUAAGAGAUCCGCAGCUGUCCCGAAGCCGACUAGAGUACCGUAUCAGGAAAUACCGACGUCGAAACGCCCAAUACCGUGCCUGUUCCGAACCUGCAACUGAUUCUCCCCUCGAUGUCACCAAUAUCCUUGAGCACUGAAGGUGGGGACGAGUCCACUUAAUAAAUUCCAGAAAUUCGGGUAAAAUUGAGUUGGUGUUUAUAAAUGUCAGAAAUCAAUUUAAAUCGAUGAAGAGGGAUAAAUACGCGAUUUUCGA